Anthonomus grandis grandis is the source of this 3085-nucleotide messenger RNA. RefSeq names its product broad-complex core protein isoforms 1/2/3/4/5-like. NCBI's taxonomy places the organism in Eukaryota, Metazoa, Arthropoda, Insecta, Coleoptera, Curculionidae. Gene Ontology annotation, cellular component: nucleus. Gene Ontology annotation, molecular function: protein binding. Bases 192 to 1253 code for a protein of 353 amino acids. The transcript is spliced from 8 exons. The record is from RefSeq and is a predicted model, not a curated record. Gene Ontology annotation, biological process: regulation of transcription by RNA polymerase II.
AAAUUUUCCAUAAACAAAUUGCAAUCUGUCAAAAAUGAUAAAAAUGUUUUGAACAAAACAUUUACACCGAAAAAACUUUACAGAAAAACUCCGUAAACACUCAUAUUAAUCCGGUUCUAACAGCGUCUAAUGAAAUUCCAUACUUUUCAAGCACGGUAUUAUCUUUUUUACCUCAGUAACUAACCGAAAAUAUGGACAGUGGGGAGCAGUUCUCCCUGUGCUGGAAUAAUUUCCACUCUAAUCUAAGUUCUGGCUUCCACAAUCUGUUGAAAGAUGAGGAUUUAGUUGAUGUUACUUUGGCAGCCGAGGGGCAAUUUGUCAAGGCCCACAAAACAGUCCUGUCAGUGUGUAGCCCCUUUUUCAAAGAGUUAUUUAAAGUAAACCCGUGUAAACAUCCGAUAGUAAUACUACCUGAUGUCAAUUAUGCAGCAUUAAGGAGCUUGUUGCAAUUUAUGUAUCAGGGAGAGGUCAGCGUGAGCCAGGAAGAAAUUCCUGUGUUUAUGAAGGUAGCGGAGACCCUUAAGGUUAAAGGACUAACAGAUAAUUCUGAAACUCCAAAUGGUUUUCAAUCAAAACCAACAUUUGCACCAAGUAUUUCAAAGAGUGCAGCACGUCAAACAAAGAAAAUGGUACGCCCUAUGCAUUCCUUAAGGCCACUAGAAAGUCCUAAACCAGCACAAAGUCCACAGCUCAAUAUCCAAGGACCUCUCGCCAAGAGGAUUCAUUUAGAUUCUGGUGGUACUCCUCCACCAACAGCUUUAAAAAUCGAUCCUUCACAACAACAAAACGAGGCUCUAUCUCUGAUAAAACCAAAGGAUGAACCUCUGGACUGUGAUACAGAAACCGGGUCACAAAGUUGCAUAGAUGAAUCAAGUAUGGAUUUGGCAAAUAUGUUAGAUACACAGUUGAGUGGGGCACCUUCGCCAUCACAUCAGCUAACACCAUGGCCAGCACCAAGCGAUAUGAACCCUGUUAUUAGUAGUGACGAGUCACAACCUGGUAGUUUACGGAUAAUCAAAAGUGGAAAGGGUCAAUUGGUCCUGAUACACAACGGUCACAUGUACACCUUCGUAGAACAGCGCGAAAAUCGUAGUUUAUGGAUAUGCGUGAAGAAAAAAAUGCUCAAUUGCUGCGGCUGUUUGAUUACCGCCCACGGACAGCUGCUUAGCGCUAUCGGUCACAAUCAUAACCAGAUUCACGACGUAAUUCAAAGGCUGAUGGUCUCGAAAUCGACCACGUUUCACCCGCACUGAUCCCAAAACUCGCACGAAUUUCCCCGCUUAAAAGUGGCUGAUUUUUGGGGUAUUCUGCGAAUAAACCACCGGUUUACCCGACUUGUAAUCACUUCACCAAAGCUACUUAUCGAUGUCAUUCACUAAAAAUGAUAGACGUGAAACAUUUUCAUGAAAGAUUCUACGAAGUUAAGAAAAAACAGGUACAAGAUGCAUUUAUUUUGAAAUAUAUUGAUAUAAGAAAGCCAAAACGUGACGGAGCUACAAAACCAACCUCAUACAAUAAAUUAUUUUGUCAAAGUGUACAAUACUGAUAAGUUCCAUAUACAGGUCUGUCAAAAAACUUUUUUAAGCAUUUUACAUAUAACAAAGAGCAGAGUUCAAAGGGUUGCUAAUCGCUAUAUUAAAACUAGUAAAAUGCCUGUUGAAAAAAAAGGUGGCGCUAGAUCAAAAGAAUUAAAUAUAGUGAAAAGGAACUCUGUGAAGGCUUUUAUUGAAAGAUUAAGAGGUGUAGAAAGUCAUUACUGUAGAGGUAAAAGUAUGAGACAGUACCUUUCUUGUGAUCUUUCUAUUAAAAAAAUUAUGGACAUGUACAAUAAUACUGCGCCCAAUAAUUUAAAGGUAAAAAGAAGUUUCUUUAGAAAAAUGUUCACACAAGAUUAUAAUAUUGGCUUUGGGUCGCCAGUUACCGAUGCUUGCUCAAAAUGUAUCUCGCUAUCAGAGCAAAUAAAGACAACAAAAGAUGUUAAUCUAAAAAACCAACUUAUUAUUGAAAAAAGGGUACAUAAGUUGCGCAGUAAAACAUUUUAUGACUUUUUGAAGGAAGAGAAAGAUGGGAUGUUGACUUUCUCCUAUGACUGUCAAAAAAAUUUAGUAAAUCCAAAAGUACCUGAUCAAGUAGCAUAUUACAGUAGGCGACUAUAUACUUAUAAUUUUUCUGUUGUAAAAGGGACGUCUUCUUCUCAAUUAACAAAAACAAACGUAUUUUUUAUUACCAAAAAAGCUCAAAUGAAAUCGCAUCUGCAGUAUUUUACUUGCUUUCAUUUAUUGAUAUGAACAACAUUAAGAAACUAAGACUUUGUGCAGACGGAUGCGGAGGACAAAAUAGAAACUCAGUAAUGGUUGGCAUGCUCGUCUACUAUUUCAGUAAAAUGUCUUCAAUUUCUUUAAAAGAAAUUGAAUUAGUUUUUCCAGUCAGGGGUCACUCUUUUUUACCAUCCGACCGUGUGUUUGGCAGAAUAAAGAAAAAAUUAAGAAAGAUGCCUACUAUAACAAACCCAAACACCUAUAUAGAACUCUUUGCAGAAAAAGCAACAGUUUUUAAAUUAGAAGAUUGUCAGGUACGAGAUUGGCGAAAAACAGCUAAAGAGUGUUUUAAAGGAGUGCAGUCGUGGCAUUUUAAAAUAUCUCAAUAUAAGAGGAUCAUUCUUACGAAGAACAAGAAAGGAGAUGGGACAGUGCGAGGAGAGGAAUUCUAUAGAAUUGAUUUUGGCAAGGCUACGAGUCUAUGGAAGCGCGGAAAAAAUAGUUCCAACAUAAGUCUUUACAAUCUUUCAAAAAGAGUGCCUGCAAAAGUUAAAGAUAUUCAAACCUUAUUGAACUCUCAUUUUGGUGACCAGUGGAUGGACAAUUCUGAGUGUGAGUUUUUUAGAAACUUAAUGGAAAACUGAUACUAUCCAAGAGCAAGAAGAUGAUAACUUUUGCCAAUUAUCAGAGGAGCCUAAAGACCUUAAAAUUUAGUUUUUUAAAGCAUUUUUUUGUUAACAACCACUUUUGUUAUCAACCACUUUUUUUGUUUCUCAGUUGGUAAAUUAAAAUUUGUCAUACGAAAUAAAAGGUUUAAUUUAGUUUAA